This is a messenger RNA of Polychytrium aggregatum, 1528 nucleotides long. RefSeq lists its product as uncharacterized. Gene Ontology annotation, biological process: proteolysis. The transcript has 9 exons. The record is from RefSeq and is a predicted model, not a curated record. Bases 62 to 1450 code for a protein of 462 amino acids. Lineage: Eukaryota; Fungi; Chytridiomycota; Chytridiomycetes; Polychytriales. Gene Ontology annotation, molecular function: metallocarboxypeptidase activity; zinc ion binding.
CAACCAUCUGCCCUCCUAUCGUGCCAACGCCGCCAUCGCUGCGAGCGCUGCCAUCACUACCAUGCUGCCGGCCGCCCUUGCGCUGCUCGCAGUCUCUGCUUGCCUGCUGCCCCGUGCCGACGCCGUGCCGGACUAUUCCCUGGACUCGGUCGUCCGCUUCAACAUCCAGAACGAGAGCGACGCCACCCUUCUUCGCUCGUUCCUCCAGAGUCGGCACAACGACCUGCACACGGCGCUGUGGAGCCACUCCAUCGGCAUUGGAGCCGUCGAUGUGCAGCUGCCGGUUCGGGCAGAGCCCUUGUCGAUUCUGUCGCAGAUCGACAAUACCGUCUACAUCCCCAAUGUCCAAGCCGUCCUGCAGGAGGACAAUUUGGCGCCGGUUCCUCGGAUCUUUGCGGCAGCCACGAAUGCAUCGGUCCCAACAGCCAGCACUUGGCGCAACUCGUCGUUCUUUGACAACUAUCAGAGCUACUCCGACAUCAUUGCCUACUAUGAAUCGCUUCCCAACCUCCAGAAGACAAGCAUCGGCCUCUCGUAUCUGGGAACACCCAUCUAUGCAUUCUCCUUCGGCUCGGGCUCGCGCAGCAUCUUCUAUCAAGGAGGCAUCCAUGCCCGGGAGUGGAUAUCGCACUCCACGACCGCCUACAUCACCAGCUCUCUGGUGCUGGACGAUGGCCUUGCAGCGACGCUUCGUUCUCAGUUCAAGUUCUUUGUGAUCCCAACCCUCAAUGUCGAUGGAUAUAACUACACACGAACGGUUGAUAGAAUGUGGCGCAAAAACCUUGAGCCAAACAACGGCUCCUCUUGCAUCGGCACCGAUCUGAAUCGCAACUUUGACACUGCCUGGGAUCAGCCUGGUCAUGGCAUCAGUCCCUGUGACGAGGACUACUCGGGUCCGUCAGCCGCAUCCGCCACUGAGACACAGUUGCUCAAGACGUUUAUCAGUGGUCUGCCAAAUCCUUUUGGCCUGAUGGAUUUCCACUCGUAUAGCCAGCUCUGGAUGUAUCCCUACGGAGCUUACUGCAACAGGACAAUCCCUGAAGGUCCACUUCUUCAAAAUGCGAGCAUCAUUGCCACAAGCAUCAUCGCUAACCGAAGCAAGACGUACUAUCAGUACGGACCUACCUGCAACACCAUCUACCAGGCCUCAGGCACGCUGUUGGACUAUGGCUAUGUGAGCGGCAAUAUCAAGUACUCCCUGACUGUCGAGCUGCCCGACCAAGGAACCUACGGUUUCCUGCUACCUCCGUCGUUCAUUCGUUCCGUUGGCGAGGAUACGACCCAGGCUUUCGUUGCCAUGUGGAGCUAUCUCAACGAUCCGUCCAGCGCAUCGGUCGUCUCCAGUCCCGCCGCAGCCAGCCAUUCCAGGAGCACAACAUUCUCGAGCACGGUGGCGCAUUUCAUGGUGGCAUUGCUCGCUGCUGCCCUCCUCUCCCGUCGCAUUAUAUGAGUCGAGUCGCUGCCCUCUGUAACGAACCAAGCGGCCUUCCUUCAGUGUCCAAUAGCAAGGUUGUGCGUUUCCACAACA